Mytilinidion resinicola is the source of this 1404-nucleotide messenger RNA. RefSeq names its product NAD dependent epimerase/dehydratase family protein. The transcript is spliced from 5 exons. Lineage: Eukaryota; Fungi; Ascomycota; Dothideomycetes; Mytilinidiales; Mytilinidiaceae. Bases 200 to 1243 code for a protein of 347 amino acids. The record is from RefSeq and is a predicted model, not a curated record.
GAUCAAUGAAUGCUUAGAAAUGCGGCGCUGAAUAAUGUCAAAUUGAUAGCCUCAAGCUCGGAAGAUACGGUAUAAGAAGGUGGAGUUCGUUGCUUAGCAUCAUCGCAUCACAGUUCGUCGAUUCAGUUGUGUAGCAGCAUUCUCGGCCUUCUCAAUUGCUCAACAUUACUUCUCCAAGAUCAAUCUCUCACAAAUUAACAUGGCGUCUACCAAGGUUCUUAUCACUGGUGUGACAGGAUUUAUCGGGGGAUCUGUGCUGAGCACCUUACUCGAAACCCAAUUUGCAUCUCUCAAGAAUAUUAAGCUUGCGGGAGUGGUUCGCGGCGAAAAUAAUGCCUCGGUACUAAAAAGCAAGGGUAUUCAGCCCGAGAUUAUCCAGGGCAUUGAGGAUUUGGGCCUGCUUCGCAAGAUUGCAAGAGAAUACGAUGUCAUCAUCAAUUCUGCCUUCGCAUUUCAAACCGAAGCCGCGAAGGCCCUUCUUCGCGGUCUCGGUGACCGAAGCAAGCAGACUGGAAAGCAGCUGCAUUUCAUUCAGGAAACUGGAACUUCCAACAUUGCCGACCGCCCCAUAACCGGUACAUACCACGAAGACCGCGUCUUCUCCGACAAGGACGACAUCUACAGCUAUCUAGAGGAGCGCAACGCAGCAGAAGAGUACGCGCAACGAACCACCAAUAUCGUGAUCCCUCAACUAGGCCUCGAACUCGGCGUCAAAACGUACAUAAUCCAAUCACCAACGAUCUACGGAAUCGGGACUGGCUUCUUCCGCAAGACUUCCAUUCAAAUACCAGUCUUGACACGUGCGGCUAUCAAAGCCGGUCAAGCGUUGCUGCUUGGCGAUGGGAAGGCGGUAUGGGAUUAUAUCCACAUUGCCGACCUGUCGACGAUGUUUGAGUUCUUGCUUGCGAAGAUCUUGGAUGGAGAUAGGAUUCCGUCAGGCAAAGAGGGGAUGUAUUUCUCAGAGACGGGGCGUUAUGCUUGGAGAGAUCUUAUGCAAGGAAUUGCGGAUGCUGGAAAGGACCUGGGGGUCCUCAAAACUAAUGAGCUUAAGCCGAUUACCUUGGAAGAGGGUGUUCAGGUAGGAUAUGGAUCGAGUGCUCCGUUUGUUGAGCUGGCAUAUGCUUCCAAUUCGCGGAGCAGAGCCCAUAAAAUCAGGGAGCUGGGCUGGAAACCUCAAAAGACUGAAGAGGAUUUCCAGAAGAACUUCCGCGACGAUUUCGUCGCCGUGUUGAUCCAACAGUAGAUUAGUUCUGCAUUUCACACCUAGCAUGCUGUUUUGUCAAGAUUAGAGUUACCAUUUCAGGCCACCUGUUCAGGCCCCCAGCCUAAGAGGUCCUUCGCUCGGCAAUCAAGGCAGCAGUAUUAUACCUGCUGAGUACCACGUCUCUUGAAUAAUAAUCACAU